UUCCGGACUGGGUCCGUGCCUUCCCGCGACUAAGAUGGCGGCCGAGCAUCCCGAGGCUCCGAAAGGGGAGUUGCAGCUGCCGCCGCCGCCCCCCGGACACUAUGGCGCCUGGGCUGCCCAGGAACUGCAAGCGAAGUUGGUAGAGAUCGGGGCGCCGAUCCAAGCAGGGAGUCGUGAGGAGCUGGUGGAGCGGCUGCAGACCUACACCCGCCAGACCGGCAUCGUGCUGAACCGGCCUGUCCUGAGAGGUGAUGAUGGCGACAAAGCUGCGCCCCCUCCCAUGUCGGCACAGCUCUCCGGGAUGCCCAUGCCGCCACCACCCAUGGGACUGCCCCCUCUGCAGCCUCCCCCGCCGCCCCCACCGCCACCUCCAGGCCUCGGCAUUGGCUUUCCAAUGGCAGUUGGACCUCGCCCGCCAAACCUGGGGCCUCCGCCGCCUCUCCGUGUGGGUGACCCUGUAGCACUGACUGAGGAGGAGCGGCUGAAGCUGGCACAACAGCAGGCGGCACUGCUGAUGCAGCAGGAGGAACGGGCGAAGCAGGCCGCUGUGUUGCUGGAACAGGAGCGGCAGCAGGAGAUUGCCAAGAUGGGCACCCCAGUUCCUCGAACCCCACAGGAGCUGGGCCAGAUGGGUGUCCGAACUCCACUGGGUCCUCGAGUUGCUGCUCCAGUGGUCCCCACACCCACUGUUUUGCCCAUGGGGGCCCCUGUCCCUCGGCCUCGUGGUCCCCCGCCACCCCCUGGAGAUGAAAACCGAGAGCUGGAUGACCCCUCCGUGGGCCCCAAGAUCCCUCAGGCUUUAGAAAAGAUCCUGCAGCUAAAGGAGAGCCGCCAGGAAGAGAUGAAUUCCCAGCAAGAGGAAGAGGAAAUGGAGACAGAUGCACGCUCAUCCCUGGGCCCAUCAGUCUCUGAGCCUGAGGAGGACACUGUGGCUGUGUCCAGGAAAGAGAAAAACCGGAAGCGUCGCAACCGCAAGAAGAAGAAGAAGCCACAGCGGGUGCGGGGAGUGUCCUCGGAGAGCUCUGGGGACCGAGAGAAAGAGAAAGAGUCUUCUCGGGCGCGGGGCUCCGAGCCCCCUGCCGCUGCCGUGGAGAUCGAGUAUGUGACUGAGGAGCCAGAAAUCCAUGAGCCCAACUUCAUUUUCUUCAGAAAAAUUUUUGAGGCUUUCAAGCUCACAGAUGAUGUGAAGAAGGAGAAGGAGAAGGAGCCUGAGAAGCUGGACAAACUGGAGAACUCGGCCAUCCCCAAAAAGAAGGGCUUCGAGGAGGAACACAAGGACAGUGACGAUGACAGCAGUGAUGAUGAGCAGGAGAAGAAGCCUGAAGCCCCGAAGCUGUCCAAGAAAAAGUUGCGUCGAAUGAAUCGUUUCACAGUGGCCGAACUCAAGCAGCUGGUGGCUCGGCCCGAUGUCGUGGAGAUGCAUGAUGUCACCGCACAGGACCCCAAGCUCCUGGUGCACCUCAAGGCUACCCGUAACUCGGUGCCAGUGCCGCGCCAUUGGUGCUUCAAGCGCAAGUACCUGCAGGGUAAACGCGGCAUUGAGAAGCCUCCGUUUGAGCUGCCCGACUUUAUCAAGCGCACAGGCAUCCAGGAGAUGCGGGAGGCGCUGCAGGAGAAGGAGGAGCAAAAGACCAUGAAGUCAAAGAUGCGGGAAAAGGUCCGGCCCAAGAUGGGCAAGAUCGACAUCGACUACCAGAAGCUGCACGACGCCUUCUUUAAGUGGCAGACCAAGCCCAAGCUCACCAUCCACGGUGACCUGUACUACGAGGGGAAGGAGUUUGAGACACGCCUGAAGGAGAAGAAGCCAGGAGAUCUGUCUGAUGAGCUCAGGAUUUCCUUGGGGAUGCCUGUCGGACCAAAUGCCCACAAAGUCCCGCCCCCUUGGCUGAUCGCCAUGCAGAGAUACGGGCCACCCCCCUCAUACCCCAACCUGAAAAUCCCGGGGCUGAACUCGCCCAUCCCAGAGAGCUGUUCCUUUGGGUAUCAUGCCGGUGGCUGGGGAAAACCCCCUGUUGACGAAACCGGGAAACCACUCUACGGGGAUGUGUUUGGAACCAAUGCGGCUGAAUUUCAGACCAAGACCGAGGAAGAAGAGAUUGAUCGGACCCCUUGGGGGGAGCUGGAGCCGUCAGACGAGGAAUCUUCAGAGGAAGAAGAGGAGGAAGAGAGCGACGAAGAUAAGCCCGAUGAGACUGGCUUUAUUACCCCUGCAGACAGUGGCCUCAUCACUCCAGGAGGCUUCUCUUCAGUGCCAGCGGGGAUGGAGACUCCGGAGCUCAUCGAGCUGAGGAAGAAGAAGAUUGAGGAGGCCAUGGAUGGAAGCGAGACGCCCCAGUUGUUCACCGUUUUGCCAGAGAAGAGGACGGCCACUGUUGGGGGAGCCAUGAUGGGGUCCACCCACAUUUAUGACAUGUCCACGGUUAUGAGCCGGAAGGGGCCAGCUCCUGAGCUGCAAGGAGUGGAAGUGGCCCUGGCUCCCGAGGAGUUGGAGCUGGACCCCAUGGCCAUGACCCAAAAGUACGAGGAGCACGUUCGCGAGCAACAGGCGCAGGUGGAGAAGGAAGAUUUCAGCGACAUGGUGGCGGAGCAUGCGGCCAAGCAGAAGCAGAAGAAGCGGAAAGCACAGCCCCAGGACAGCCGUGGGGGCAGCAAGAAAUACAAAGAAUUCAAAUUUUAAUUUCCCCUCUCGCACUUGGCCCUCUGUUAGGCCCUGGGCGAUGACUGGGCUUCACACGGGCC
Suncus etruscus (white-toothed pygmy shrew) is the source of this 2739-nucleotide messenger RNA. RefSeq names its product splicing factor 3b subunit 2 (gene SF3B2). The coding region runs from base 35 to 2677 and encodes 880 amino acids. The transcript has 21 exons. The record is from RefSeq and is a predicted model, not a curated record. Gene Ontology annotation, biological process: mRNA splicing, via spliceosome. Lineage: Eukaryota; Metazoa; Chordata; Mammalia; Eulipotyphla; Soricidae. Gene Ontology annotation, cellular component: U2-type spliceosomal complex; precatalytic spliceosome; catalytic step 2 spliceosome.